UUUUACCAAUUUCCCUAUAUCAAAAAGCCCUAAUUUGGGUUCUCAAACUAACAUUCGCAGAAAUUGACGAUGACGAGCUCAUCACCCAAAUCAAACCUUUGCCAGGCUUGCCAGGCUGUGAUUACAGACACUGGGCCACCACCGCGCAAGCGGAGGAUUGAAUUAACGGCCGCAGCACCUGAACCAGACAAAGACGGUUUAGCUCCUACAGCAGAUGAUGAAUCCUCUGACGAAGAAGAUUCAACUUUGAGCAGAGAGUACACUCGCCAACUUCGCGAGUCCGAUGGAUUCGAUGUUGACGUAACUAAUCCAGUUGAGUCAUUCUCUAUGCACAAAAUGAAAAAGAACGAAACAGGUUACUUUCGUGACCUGACUGAUAUUUAUGCUAGACUUGGACUCCACUGCUACAAUUCUCACAAGGGCACCAACUUCCAGCUGUCAAGAGUAGACAAAUUCGUUAACUAUGGAAUUUUCCAUUAUUACAUAACCUUGGAGGCCACGGAUCCGGCAGUCGACGGUUCCUGUUUCACUUUCCAGGCGAGUCUUUUUAGAGAUAACCCUGUAAAUGAAGCAGGCUUCAGAAUGAUGACCGAAGGUUGUAGGAUCAAACCUGAAACUCCAGGUACUGGAGAAGUCAUUAGUCAAUGGGGGUACAAUGAUGGAAUUGAUGAAGUUUACAAAGGCAGUCUCCCUAAUUGGUAUUCGUAUGAUGCAUUGAUGCCACUCAAUGACCAGUUUUAUCAUGUGCAAGAUUCAGACAUUCUUGAAAACGAUUGGCUUAAUUUGUAUGCCGAAGUUGCCAUGUAUGCGCUGCAGGAAAACGACAGCAUGUCCUUGUUCGAGUCUUGGCUGCCUCUGGAGAUCAAUAAGGUCGUUGUGCAGACUUUUGAAGAUGUGAAGUCAAAGGAAAAGCUCAAGGCCGCGAAUGCAAUCUUCUACUUCAGUUUCAAGAACUUGAAUGCUCCUCCUCAUGGUCUGUGCCAGGAUCACAGAGUCAUCAUAAGAAGAACCACUGAUGGGCUUCCAGGACACAUUUGUCUUGACAUUAACUCUUGCACCGGUCGUAAUAUUUUUAAGACUCUACCUCAGUAUCGAUAAGACUGAAUAUUCAUCUCCUCUGUUUUUCUUUUGUUUGGUGUUUCAGUUUAAUCCAGUACUUAAUAACUAAUCUGUUAUGCCUUAAGUUUGUUACUAAUUCUCCUCAGUUUUUUUUUUUA
Messenger RNA from Brassica oleracea var. oleracea, 1217 nucleotides. Its product is annotated as UPF0725 protein At4g29550. The record is from RefSeq and is a predicted model, not a curated record. Bases 70 to 1098 code for a protein of 342 amino acids. Lineage: Eukaryota; Viridiplantae; Streptophyta; Magnoliopsida; Brassicales; Brassicaceae. The transcript is spliced from 6 exons.